AUCGAUAGCCUCUCUUGAAAUGAAGUAAAUAAAAAGUAAAGCAGUCCUGUUCAGAAAUCAGAUCCCUGCAACAAAAAGUAAAGCUGUCUGUUCGAUCCCUCGCUGCACUAACGAGGAAUUAGCAGAGAGAGAGAGAGACGAGAGAGAUAGCCAGAGAGAGAGACGGGAGAGUUUUGGAGAGAGAGAUGGUGAGUAGAAACAGAGGAGGGUUUUCAACGGAAGAUGAAAGGGUGAGCGACAUGUUAGUGUUUACAACUAUGUGUAUCAUUGGCCAUUACGUAGACGUUUUCGUCAAAGAUGGUUCAGUUUUCUCUGGAACUUUCUACACUUCAUCUCUUGAUCAAGACUAUUCUAUUGUUUUGAAGAAAGCGAGAAUGACCAAGAAGGGUAAUCGCGUGGCCAAUUUAGGGAAUAAGGGUGUGAUAGAAACACUGGUUGUUAAAGCACAAGAUCUCGUGCAAGUGGUUUCUAAGGGAGUUCUGCACUCAGCAGAUGGCGGCACAGGAAAUGCCUCAAGGAUCGAUAUUGGGGCUACCAGCAGUGUUAAUGCUACUGUUUCUGUAGAGAAAGCAGCACAGACAACGCAAAAUGGAAAGCACGGUGGGAAAAAGAAGCGCAUCAAUCGAUCUAGGAGUACAGCGAGAAAUGGAAAUGGUGUUGUAGACUGUUCUCCUAAGGGCACUGAUAACUUACACAUUGUAGCAGAUACUGAAAGUCGGAAAAAUAUCCACCCAAUUAUGUCAAAGAGUGCAGAAGAUUCUGGUGUUGCAAGUGAUACCAGGAUUGCUAGUCGUGAUGAAUCGCAACAGAAACAAGGUGACUGUGAAGAGAAGUCAGAGUAUCGAAAGGAACACAAUAUCCUUGAAGUUCAAGCGAUUUCGACAGUUGAUGCUCCUGAUGGAACCCAAUCCCAUGUUUUUAAUAUUCCUAAAAAAAUUACAUCCAAGGUGUUGACAAACAAUGGUCAUGAUAGUUCUGUUUGUUUAGAUGUUAAGAUUCAUGGUCCUGAAGUUGCUCCUAUUUCAGAGACUAUUCCAUCUGUUGUUUCUACUGCCAUUUCAGCAACGAUAGAAGCUACUUCAGAAACGCACCUCUCUACUGUAAAACCAGCAAAUACGGUCCUCCAAAAAAUCUCAAGUCUUAAUAAACAUGCUAAGGAAUUUAAACUCAACCCUGGAGCGAAGACAUUUUCUCCAUCAUCUGCACAACAGAGAUCUGUGCCAUCUGUAGUGCCAGCAGUGACAAGUGUGGCAUACAUGACAGAAACCUCACCAGUAGUAUCAAUUUCUGCAGCACAGCCAGAAGUUGGAACCAGUCCUUUUGUGCCUCGCUCUUUGCCCGUAAAGUAUGUUCCAUAUGGUGGCUUGGUUUCCAGCAACGGUGAAACUGAGAUGCAAUACUCUCAGCCUGUGGUUGGCCAUUUGGGGAGCAGGACACAGCCAGUUAGGUAUGCUAGUCAUUAUCAUCCUGUUCAAGCUGGGACCACUUAUGUUCAUCCAACUUCUCAAAAUUUGAUGGUUGGACGAUUAGGGCCACUGGUAUAUGUGCAUCCUGUGUCACAAGAUGUGGUUCAAGGUGCACCUGCAUUUUCCCAAGUAUCCAACAUCCCUCUCUUUGCUCAACAAGUCCAUCUUCCCAAACAUCAAGGGAAUGCAGCAGCACAAUCACUACAAUGGUGUCCUAGUACACCGUAUAUAGCCGCUGGACAGCAGCCAUUUGCAGUAGCACCAAGUCAUAUCCCAAUUUCUCAGCCUCACUUCCCUAUGAUUCGGCCCAUACAUGUCCCAGCAGGAUCCAAUGGCUUUUUAGGCUCUAAGUUUUCUUAAAUAUAUGCACGGGGUGUUGAUUCCAGUGCUCAAUUUUGCUCCUUUUGGAAACUUAGUUAUAGAAUCUUUUAAGGUCUGUUCUCAGGUUCAUGCUUUUGUACAAGUAAAUUUGUUACAAGUCAGAUUGAAAAUCAAUUUUGUUUUCUGGAAAUUCAAUAGAAGUAAAGCUGGUUUACUAGAAUUGUACUCUCUUAAACAAAAAAUUUUGUACAAGCAUUUUUUCAGUCAUAUUGUUAGAAUAAAGGUUCUUUUUCUGAAA
Daucus carota subsp. sativus is the source of this 2085-nucleotide messenger RNA. RefSeq names its product polyadenylate-binding protein-interacting protein 4. Gene Ontology annotation, molecular function: mRNA binding. Bases 186 to 1826 code for a protein of 546 amino acids. The record is from RefSeq and is a predicted model, not a curated record. Gene Ontology annotation, cellular component: cytoplasmic stress granule. Gene Ontology annotation, biological process: cytoplasmic stress granule assembly. NCBI's taxonomy places the organism in Eukaryota, Viridiplantae, Streptophyta, Magnoliopsida, Apiales, Apiaceae. The transcript is spliced from 13 exons.